Messenger RNA from Thlaspi arvense, 1415 nucleotides. Lineage: Eukaryota; Viridiplantae; Streptophyta; Magnoliopsida; Brassicales; Brassicaceae. The record is from the annotation of a GenBank genome assembly.
AUUCACUUCUUACUUGUUCUUCUAUUUUUUUUCUUUCCUCUUCGUUCUAUAAAAGCGUGUUCUCAAUUUCUAUGGAUAUUCUUCCUUGCACUCUCUUGUCUUCCUCUUCUUAGUUCUGUCUGCAACAAUUUUAGAUUCAGAAUCUGUUCCUUGACACUCUACAGAACGUCCUCUCUCUUUCGCUUCCGCUUUACCAGAGAAAAUUAAGAAGUCUUUGUUGUAGUGUGUGUGUGUGUGUGUGUGUUUUGAAAUUGUGAAUGGGAGCCCCAAAGCAGAAGUGGACAUCUGAUGAAGAAACAGCUCUUAAAGCUGGAGUACUCAAACAUGGAACUGGAAAAUGGCGUACUAUACUCUCUGAUCCUGAGUUUGGCUCAGUUUUGAAGUCUCGCUCAAAUGUGGAUCUCAAGGAUAAAUGGAGAAACAUAAGUGUAACAGCUUUGUUUGGAUCAAGGAGGAAGGCUAAGCUUGCUCAUAAGAGAACUCCUUCGUCGGGUGCUAAUCAGGAUGCUGACAACACUACAGCUCUCACCAUCGUGGCUCUGGCUAAUGGUCCAACAUCUCCUCCUCCUGUUCCUUUUGAAGGACCCUUUACAAGUGAGGAUAAGAUUAUCUUUGAGGCCAUUACCAACUCCAAGAAACCGUGUGACAAAAAAUCGAUCUGGCGGUAUAUAGAGGACAAUUUCAUGAUGGAACCGAAUAAGAAACGUCCUGUGGCUUUAAGACUUAAGUAUUUGACAAAUGUUGGAGUAUUAAUUAAGACAAAGCACAGAUACAAGAUCUCUCCCAACUUUAUGGCUGCAGCAGAAAAUCUGACGUCUCAAAGACCUGAGGAGAAUGGCGUCAGAGAUCCUUCUCAAUCCCGAGUGGAUGGAGAGUUAAACAUGAUAAAUGGCAUGACAGAACAAGAAGCUGCUGUAGCCGCCGCAAGAGCAGUGGCGGAAGCAGAAUUCGCAAUCGCUGAAUCUGAGGAAGCGGCAAGAGAGGCAGAUGAAGCAGAAGCUCAAGCUGAAGCUGCCUUCAUUUUUGCAAAAUCGGUGAUCAAAGCUUUGAAGUAUAGGAUGCGUAGCCAAAACUCGGAAUGGAGGAUCGGACCAAAACAUCUCUUCGUGAUCUUUGCAAUUCGCAUACUCAAACAGCAUGCGACUAAGGCCAUUUCAGGUAUAAGGCCAAAGAAAGAAGAAGCAGAGUCUGAGCGUAAUGACGCUGGUUCCAGUACUGCAAUCGUACCUGCACUUGAUGACAAGAAGAAGAAUAAGAUGAAGUUCAUGUGGAAAGCUGGUAUUGGCAAUUUCGUGGCUUCAGGUAUCGUCGCUUACAUCGACGGACGUUUGUGUCGACAGAUUCCAAAUCCAAUAUCUCGUCGGAUCGUGAGUGGGUUUCUCUUAAGUUUUCUUGACAAAAGCACUGAACAAUAA